AUGGAGAUCGUUUCGGCAGAUAGGGGCGGCCGGGCGGAAGCCGUCGCGGCACCGCCGCCUCCUGGGGGCCGGACGCUGUCCACUCCACCCCCAGCGCCUCCGCCUCCGCCCCCGCCCCCGCCCGCCCCCGCCUUGGAAACUGAAAAUGGCCAAGAAAUUGAUGCCAGCACUGGAACAGAAGGAACGGAGGUAGGAAGUGCGGCUGCAGCAGGUGAGGAAGCACCAGAGACACAGGAUUUGACGACAGGUAAUAACGAGACACCGGCACCAGCUGGUGGUUGUGACGAGACGCUGACAGCUUCCAACAGUGUUAAUAAAGUGAAGCGGAUCCGAGAAUCUGCGAAAGAAGGUCUUCUACUGCUGGCAAAGAAAAUUAAAGCAGCCUCAUGUAACAAAAUUCCAAAACCUUCAGUUGGACAGAAUAUGGGAAUUAAAGUACCGGAUGCAGACAGGGCAAAAAUGAUGCAAAAUCUACAACGACAGUAG
This is a messenger RNA of Schistocerca serialis cubense, 486 nucleotides long. RefSeq names its product muscarinic acetylcholine receptor M4-like. Lineage: Eukaryota; Metazoa; Arthropoda; Insecta; Orthoptera; Acrididae. Bases 1 to 486 code for a protein of 161 amino acids. The record is from RefSeq and is a predicted model, not a curated record. The transcript is spliced from 2 exons.